UGGAGCCCCCUUAAUUUUGUUCUCGGGUGUUCAUUCCUGAUUUUCAUCCUAGCCAUGAGAUUUGUGGGCAGAAAAAACAGGAAACUCUUUUGGGUACCAGCUCUUGCUCCUCUCAUAUCUGUCGUAUUGUCCACGCUUAUAGUCUUCGUCACGAGAGCGGAUAAACAUGGAGUUAAGAUUAUAAAACACCUCGAAGGAGGAAUUAAUCCAAGMUCGGUGAAGGAGAUAGAGCUCAACGGCCCACACGUUGGAGAAGCGGCCAAAAUUGGGUUAAUUUCUGCCAUCAUUGCUCUCACGGAAGCCAUUGCGGUUGGGAGAUCGUUUGCAUCAGUAAGAGGAUACCAACUUGAUGGAAAUAAAGAGAUGGUAGCCAUGGGAGUCAUGAACAUUGCAGGCUCUCUAACUUCUUGUUAUGUAGCCACUGGUUCGUUCUCACGCACGGCCGUCAAUUUCAGCGCGGGCUGCCAAACAGUGGUCUCAAACAUAGUAAUGGCCAUUGCGGUGUUGGUCGCACUGCAGAUACUGACUACUCUCCUAUAUUUCACGCCUAUCGCCAUCCUUGCUUCAAUUAUUCUUUCCGCCCUUCCUGGCCUCAUUGACUUCAACGAAGCCUAUAACAUCUGGAAGGUCGAUAAACUGGAUUUCCUCUCUUGCAUUGGAGCGUUCUUCGGGGUCUUGUUUGGAUCCGUCGAGAUCGGCCUUCUCGUUGCGGUAUACUUU
Messenger RNA from Nelumbo nucifera (sacred lotus), 720 nucleotides. The record is from RefSeq and is a predicted model, not a curated record. Lineage: Eukaryota; Viridiplantae; Streptophyta; Magnoliopsida; Proteales; Nelumbonaceae.